AUGAGGCACGCGGCGUCGGCGAACAGAGUGGCCUUUGACUGGAUUGCGCGGAAAAUCUACUGGGCCGACGAGAAAAAGCGGAUCGUACUUCGGUCGCACUUGGAUGGUUCCCACCGAGAACCUGUUGCGAUAGUCGGUGUCGUGCAAAGGCUGCUGAUCGAUUCGUUGGAGGCGCACCUGUACUGGUCGACGAGCCGAACGGUCGAGGUCGUUCGGCUUAACGGCGAAGAUAGGCGCCAGUACCGCUCCGAGGACGAUUUUGAUGGCCGUCGCGUUUCUGGCCUGACCCUCGAUCUGGACAAUCGGUACGUUUAUUGGAUCGUCGGCGAUACCGAGGACGACUUUAAGCUCUACCGAUCUCUCACUGCCGACAACCUGCCCACCGAUCAAGACAUCCUUCCCGAAGUUGUAUCGACGAUACGCAACACGAUCGGCAACUCGUUAUCCUACGUAUCCGAUCGGUUCUUCUUCCUCGAUUCGACACGGAGUGCUUUGACGACCGACGCCCACGGCAAAUUUACAGCCACCAUCUCCAACAUCAGCGAUCACUCGAGCCUCCUGUCGCUGUUUGUGAGAGGCCCGUUACCGAGCGUUCCGAAAAACUUGACGCCGAUUGCCGUACGCCCCGGGAAGGUGAACGCCAGCAGCAUAGCGAUCGUUGGCACCUGGCGCGACUUUAGCGUCACCUGGCAGCCCGUGACCGGUCCAAACUACGGGCGCAUCUUUUACGAGGUCAGUUUCACCGACUACAUCAACGUCAACACUCAACCGGUCACGACCAGCCGAACCACUCUUGGCUACGCCAAUGCCGAUCAGCUGUUGCCCUACUCGCUGCUCGAGGUCACGAUACGGGCCUACACCUACUGGGACGCCGCGCCUCGCGUCAGCCGUGUGCUCAGGUCGCCCCAGAGCGUGCCCAGCCAACCGGCAGAUCCACGAGUCUUUGUCGAGAGCUUUAAAGACCCGCUGGCCGAAUCUGUCGACUACUUUGCCACUUUCAGAUGGGGUAUGCCGGAAUUUGGCAACGGACCCGUGCUAGGUUUUACGAUCCAGUGCUGGAUUUUGGUCGACGGCGCGGAAGUAUUGAUUUGCGACUCCGUCAACGUCACAGUCUCCGAACUAGAGUACAAGGUCCACAAUCUCCGGGCAGCUACGGCGUACUACUUUCAAGUGCGCGCCUUUGCGGAGGUAGGGGCGGGUCCGUUCACCGAUACGGUGUCCGCGUCGACGGAGAACGAGAAUCCGGUGCCGCAGCUGCUGGUGGCGACGAUGGAGGACGUUAAGAAGAUCGACCUCGACGAGCGAUCGAACCUCACGAUAACGCGCCACAUAGCCGUCGAGGUGGCCAACUUGGCGGCCGAAGCUAAGAUCUUCUGGAUCAACGAGAUGCAAGAGCUGGUGACGGCAGACGCCGACGGCAGAAGCAUCACAAAGAUCCUCACGCUGAACAAUACGGCGCUCAGCCUGUGCGCCGACUGGAUAUCGAGGAGCGUGUUCUGGACCGAGUCCGACAUGGAGUCCGGUCUGAGCCACGUCAUGAAGUUGGACAUAACGGUGUGGGAGGCCGGAGAUUACGAGUACUCGAGAAUCUUGACAAGGAAUCGGCGAAUCGUCAAUCUGGACAUCGCUCCUCUGACCGGAAAUCUGUUUUGGUUCGAGCUAAGCACCAGCAGUCUCGGCUUCGUCAUGCAGUCCGACCUGGAUGGCGAGAACGUCCAGCCCUUUUUCAACCACACGGAGGACUGCUCCUGUCCCUUCAAACCGAUGAUCCAGCCGGUUUUUACCAUCGAUAACACCGAUCCCUCGAGUCCCGUCGUCUACUGGAUCUCCGACGAGGGUCAGCUCUUCAUCGCCGACAUCGAAGGCUGCAUAUGCAGCUUGGUCGUGCAGCCUGGCCCGGAUCGAGGAUUGCCGCCCACGUCUCUGACCACGGACAAGAGGUACAUCUACUGGUCGAACAGGGACACGGGCAAAAUUCACUACACCGACAAAAACGGGUUCGGAGACAGCAUGACGAUAAAGGACUACCUGAUAAACGACACGCGAAGCAUCCGAGCGAUCGGCAAGUCUCUGCAGCCGUAUCCCGAGCCCGACUGCCUGAUACCCCAGCGCGCCCAGUACAACGUGCAGCAGGUGUCAAGGAGCUCGAGCAGCAUCACGGUGCGGCUGCCCGAGGCCCAGGCUUACCUGGGCUGUGAAAAGUACAAGUUGCCGGCAACCAAGUACAUAAUCGACGUAGCCGAGUGCGAUCGCCUCGAGGACCCCCAAAACGAGAGGCUCUGUGAAAACGGGACCAAGCACCAGACGUACACGCGGGAGUUCGAGGUUCGGGGCCUCAAGCCCUUCACCAAGUACCGUUUCAGGCUUACGCUGACCAACUACUACAGCGACCAGGAGUUUGCGGAGAUCGACCAGUACGGGGCGGGCCUGCUCCUCAAGACCGAUGUCGGGGUGCCCUCGAGUCCCGAGAACCUCGAGGUACGUGCGCUGACGCCCAAUUUGGCCUCGGUCGAGUGGUCCCCGCCGGAGCUCUGGAACGCCGAUUUCGUGCGCUACAAGGUAUUUUGGAGAUCAGCCAACGGCACCCUGCUGGGCGAGAAACCGGUCAAGGACGGGGACGCCUCGACGUACCUGCAGCCACUCACCCCGGGACAGAAAUACGCCGUCCACGUGCGAGCUUACCCGGAGAACUACACGGAUAUGUUCAGCCGGAGCGACGAGAAGAUCCUUAAUAUGCACCCGGAGCCGAACGAUCUGACGCUCAGCGGAGUUAGCUCCGUGGCCAUCAACGUCACUUGGCUGCCCGCCAGAGAUUUGCUCGCGGAUUACGCCCUUGAGUUCGCGGAGGGCGACAGCGACACUUGGCGGACUGUCGAUAGGGCGGCGCAGGUGAGCGGCAGGCUCGUCUACCAGGUCUCGAACUUGCUGUCGAAGAAGCUCUACAAGUUCAGGCUGAUACUAAAGUACCGGGGCAGCACGAUCAACUACGUGUGGCCCAAUGAUGACAGGUUCACCUUCCAGACGCUUGAGGACAUACCGACGGCUCCGGGAGUGCCGUUGCUCGUCAAGUCACAGAACUCGAACCACCGAAUCAGGUGGGAGCCGGCCAAGAGUCUGCACUCCAAGAACUUAUUUUACCAUCUCCAAGGUAGGACGAUCGACGCCGAUGACCUGGGAAACGUGACCAACGAGUGGAUAACGUUGUACAACGGGACCGAUGAUUUUUGGGACGUCCCGCGUAACAUGCGCCAAAAGUACGUAUUCAGGACAAGGGCGUGGAACGAUUAUGGCUUCGGGAACUGGAGCGAAACCAGUCCCGUGGUCGAUCUCAGCGAAAUGACCAGGGCUCUGAUGAUCGCUCAGGAACACCUUGGACUGAUCUUGGGCGUCGGAGUGGCGAUUCUCACGCUCGUCCUGUUCUGCGUGUUUCUCUGUCCGCUCAACAAAAAGUCAAAGGAAGAACAGCAGCAGAAGCUUAAGAAGAAGAAAAAGGCGCCGAUAAAGCUGAAGCCCCACGUCGAGUUGGCGACGCUGCGCGAGAUACCUCGCGGGAACUUUGUCGAGGCGAAUUCCCUGUACGUGGCAGCCGUGGAAACGGACGCGAGCGAUUCUCUGUCGCCAAAGAUCCAGAGGGAGCAGAUAUCUCUGGCCAAAUUUCUAGGCAAGGGCGCCUUUGGCGAGGUCUUCCAAGGAGUCGUCAAGGACAUCCAGGGCCCGGGCUCCACGACCCCCAUAGCCGUGAAGACGCUGCGCAAGGGCGCGUCGACCCAGGAAAAAAACGAGUUCCUGCAGGAGGCCAAGCUCAUGAGCCAGUUCCAGCACAAGCACGUGCUCAGGCUGCUCGGCGUUUGCCUCGACACGGAUCCGCCACUCAUGUUGCUCGAGCUCAUGGCUGGCGGCGACUUGCUCAGCUACCUGAGAAACAGCAGGUCGCUGAAGCCAACCGACCCGUCGGCGUUGCGGCUGCAGGACUUGUUGUCGAUGUGCGAGGACGUGGCCCGGGGCUGCCGGUACCUCGAGGAGCUGCACUUUGUUCACCGGGAUCUCGCCUGCAGGAACUGCCUGGUGUCGGCGCGCGAUCGCGACAACCGCGUCGUCAAGAUCGGUGACUUUGGGCUCGCCCGUGACAUCUACAAGAACGACUACUACCGCAAGGAAGGCGAAGGGCUGUUACCGGUGCGUUGGAUGGCCCCGGAGUCCCUGGUCGACGGUGUCUUCACGUCGCAGAGCGACGUCUGGGCGUUUGGGGUCCUCAUGUGGGAGAUAACGUCCCUCGGCCAGCAGCCCUACCAGGCGCGCACCAACAUCGAGGUGCUGCACCACGUCCGAGCGGGUGGCCGGCUACCCAAGCCUCUCAACUGUCCGAUUCGCCUGCACCAGCUGAUGCUCAAGUGCUGGAGCUCCGUGGACGCGCGACCGAGUUUCAAGGACUGCCUCGAGUACAUACUUCUGCUGAGGAACAGCACCGAGGACGCCGUGCUCAGUCCUGUUAACCAGUUCCACGUCAAUGGAAAUCCGUACAACAGGUCGAGCCACUUCAGGGCCAACCUGAGCAUGCAGCCGCUCUUCCAGGACAGCUCUGACGACACGAGCAAGCCGACGAUCGGGCCAAAGUACUCGUGGCUGCUGGACGACGAGGAAGACGAUUCGAAGGACCCGAGGGCGGCUUACGAGAUACCCAAGUCCAUACCGGUAGCGGUGCAAAGCGCGACGAUCGACAACAACAAUGAUCCAAACGAUACCGGUAGGUACAUCGAUAUCUACACCGAAGAGGGUAAUGACAAAGGUGUCCUGGACGACGGCGCGUCGGACCAAAAGAGCGACAUCGAUUCCCGGACUGCCCACGAGGACGAGGAGGAGGAAGGGUGGAUGGACAACCGAAAGCCCUCAUCCAUGGCCAGUUUAGGUGACAGUAGGUCCCUCAAGCAGUUGGGCUCGUACGCCAAGCUGGUGGGCAACGGGGAGAGCGUGUCUUCGCUGAGCGACUGGAGGAGGAUGAAGAAGAUCGCGAGCGACAGGCGCGAGAGGACGAUCAACGAUGCCGAGGAGACGAGGAGCAACGCUUCGACAAUCGUGUCGUACUCGACGAUAAGCUUCACGCAAGGCAGCGCGAGUCUACCCAGGGCGAGGUUGCAGAGAUCUAAGUCGAGUUUGCAAGGCGCGAGGGCCAAUAUACCUUUGGUGAUUAACAGUGGACUGUUGAAUAUACUGAGGCAAGAGACGGAGGGCCUCGAUGAGGGUGACAGUGAUGAAGUGAGUUACGCGAAUGUUGACUCGGACACGGACAAGGUCACCGAUUUGUGA
Molecule: messenger RNA, 5304 nt
Organism: Copidosoma floridanum
Lineage: Eukaryota; Metazoa; Arthropoda; Insecta; Hymenoptera; Encyrtidae
Gene: sev
Product: receptor protein-tyrosine kinase sevenless
Biological process (GO): cell surface receptor protein tyrosine kinase signaling pathway; positive regulation of kinase activity; multicellular organism development
Cellular component (GO): plasma membrane; signaling receptor complex
Molecular function (GO): ATP binding; transmembrane receptor protein tyrosine kinase activity; protein binding
Source: RefSeq, a predicted model, not a curated record